CUUUGAAUCCUGAGACAAAGAGACAUUGAAGGAAUCACUAGAGCCUGUGUGGACUGUCGGGCGAUAAAAACUGACGCUGCAGAUUCAUCAUGGAGCUUGUCCCAAAAACCAAGUACACACACUUUCGGAGUGAAUCGCUGAGCUCUAACGAUGAAACAAACUCCAAUCCGUCACCGUUCCCUCCGUCCAGUCCUGCGACCCCACUCACUCCAUCCCCUGGUUUACCCUCUUCUCUCUCCUCCUCAUCGCUCACCCCCAUCUUACCCCCCUCGUCUCCCCGGCGAGCCGAGAACAGCCCCACCACCCUCUGCUCCUUCUUCCCCAGGAUGGGAUCCCUGCGUCUCGGUGUCUCUACCAUCCUUCUCCCAGGACUCAAGGCCUCGAGCAGGCUGCAGCCGCCCCAAGCGCCUGUCGAGUCCUCUUGGGAUGACAGGGGCAGCUCUAGCUCCUCCUCUCCGCUGCUUCACCCUGUUCCCCCUCUAAUUGCUCCUUCUCCUCCUCCCCGACCUCCUCUGCAGGACAUGAACCGGCUGGGAGGGGCGUCCAGGAGGGCACGGGUGGAAGGAGGGCAACUGGGAGGAGAUGAGUGGACGCGCCACGGCUCCUUCGUCAACAAGCCCACCCGUGGCUGGCUGCACACUGACGGUGUGGUCAGCACCGCCGGUGUUUCUUACACUGUACGGUACAUGGGUUGCGUGGAAGUGCUACAGUCAAUGCGAGCCCUGGACUUCAACACUAGAACUCAGGUCACCAGGGAGGCAAUAUCUGUGGUGUGCGAGGCGGUACCUGGAGCCAAAGGAGCCCAACGCAGGAGAAAGCCUUCCUCUCGCAGCAUGACGUCCAUCCUGGGAAAGAGUAACCUGCAGUUUGCUGGCAUGACAAUCAGCCUCACCAUCUCGACCAGCAGCCUCAAUCUGCAGGCCCCCGACUGCAAACAGAUAAUCGCCAAUCAUCACAUGCAGUCCAUCUCCUUCGCCUCUGGAGGAGACCCAGAUACGGCUGAGUACGUAGCAUAUGUGGCCAAAGACCCAGUCAACCAGAGAGCAUGUCACAUCCUGGAGUGCUCAGAGGGUUUAGCCCAGGAAGUGAUCAGCACCAUCGGGCAGGCCUUCGAACUGCGUUUCAAGCAGUACCUAAAGAACCCACCCAAACUGGUCACACCCCACGACAGAAUGGCUCCAUUCGACGGCUCUGCCUGGGAGGAAGAAGACGAUGACGCCGCUCCGCCUGCUGAUGUCCCUUACUAUAAUAAUUUCCCUGGCAAACAGCCUCCCCCUGGUGGACUGGUUGACAUGAGGACCCGCCCAGGGGCAACGCUGCCUUAUGGACAGCCGGGACAGAACGACAUUCACAAGCAGCCUCUGCCGCCUCUACCAGUGGGUGCCAAAGAAGGAGGGAGGGAGCUGUUCGAUGACCCCUCGUACGUCAAUGUGGAUAAACCCCGCCCCCCAGCUGCAGCAAAUGGAAACGCUCACCGAGAUGCUUUUGACAUGAAGCCAUUUGAUGACGCCCUGGGGGUUUCCGGGCACGGUGGACCGAGCUCAGGGACAACAGCGCCCCCUCUGGUGCAGCAGUUGCAGUGUGAGGCCUGGUUCCACGGAAGCUUGAGUCGCAGGGAAGCGGAGAGGCUGCUGACCCGAGAUGGCGACUUUCUCGUGCGGGAGUCCGGGACCACGCCCGGACAGUACGUCCUCACAGGGCAGCAGGGGGGUCAGCCCAAACACCUGCUACUAGUCGACCCAGAAGGAGUGGUUCGUACUAAAGAUCAUCGGUUUGAAAGUGUGAGUCACCUGAUAAGCUACCACAUGGACAACAGACUCCCCAUCGUAUCAGCUGGCAGCGAAGUGUGUCUGCAACAGCCAGUGGAGCGCAGGGCCUGACGCUGCAACGACCAAUGAAAUACACCACCAAAUACACACGCACUCCUGCUGCAAUUCAGCACACAAUCAAAACAUCCACAUGCUAAUAACACACGCAGCGACACUGCAUUUAACAGACUCAAACAUACACAAGAGCACACAUCGCAAAGAAAACCAAAAAAGUACCCCAAAAAAAAUCGCCAUUUUCUCUGCAAAAACACUUACUUGCUGCUGUUGCCACAUGUUCCUAUCCUCUUUGAAAGCCAAACUGUGAUCUGCAGUCCUUCCUCCACCCCCGUCAGGCCAGCGCUCCACAACGGAGAAGCACUGCUGCAAUUUCUCAUCAGCCUACUGUGAACCAGGGAGAAGCCCUAUGCUUAUUUCAGAAAGGGGCCGAAAACAAAUGCAAUUUUUUUUAUUUAAGAAAAAGAAAAUCACAUCGUUCAAUUACGAAAAACAAAACAAAACACUUUACUAAAACGUGAAAUUGUGUACAAAGAAAUGAUGGAACUGAAGAGUGAAGAGACGACGUGACGUGGAAUAAGCUUGUGUUCUUUUCAUCUGGAGGAAACGAUCUCCCUCCUCAGACUGUCGCUGGAGCGUGUUUGGCAAAACCCAAACUGGAUGGCAACAGUU
Molecule: messenger RNA, 2495 nt
Organism: Limanda limanda (common dab)
Lineage: Eukaryota; Metazoa; Chordata; Actinopteri; Pleuronectiformes; Pleuronectidae
Gene: shc1
Product: SHC (Src homology 2 domain containing) transforming protein 1
Exons: 12
Coding region: 90-1880 (596 amino acids)
Biological process (GO): intracellular signal transduction; cell surface receptor protein tyrosine kinase signaling pathway
Cellular component (GO): plasma membrane
Molecular function (GO): receptor tyrosine kinase binding
Source: RefSeq, a predicted model, not a curated record